This is a messenger RNA of Tetranychus urticae (two-spotted spider mite), 1234 nucleotides long. RefSeq lists its product as uncharacterized. NCBI's taxonomy places the organism in Eukaryota, Metazoa, Arthropoda, Arachnida, Trombidiformes, Tetranychidae. The record is from RefSeq and is a predicted model, not a curated record.
UAUCGUCGAUUUAACAUGGUAGACUGGAUCAUAGCAGUUGCUUCUUUAGCUGUUGUAUUUAGAUUUACUGUACUGAUAUUCAACACCAACGAAACUAUUGCCAUUUAUCUUGGUGAUACCUUUCUUCACGGUAAAGAUCGAUUUCUUUGUGAAUCAUAUUUUGCCUUUGCCAUUUCAAUUGCGUUUACUUGCCGAGAAUGGAUAUUACACCUCGAGGCAAAAGGGGAAUUCGAAGUACUCUCGAUAUGGAAACAUUGCCGAGAUGGUUUCAAAGCAGUUAAUUUACGAAUGAAUAAUCGUAAUAUCAAAAGAUUUAGAUCCAGCAUUUAUUUUUUCUCUGUUAUUUUCUACAAUAUGCUGAUAUCGGUUCCGAUUAUUGUGUCGGUUCUGUUUUUCACAGCAUUACUGAUCAAUCCUUGGACAUACAAGAUUCCUGAAUUUGCUAUUUUCGGUAUUAUCUGGUUAUUGUUGACGAUCUUUGUUAGUACAAUCUUGUUGAGCUCUGUCCUAGGAUUUGCCUGGUUUAUUUUGUGUGCGUUUGCAUUUCAUCUGUUUCAGUUGCUCGAUUUACUCGAUUCAGCUGAAAUUUUGUUGAACAGAAGCAUGUUAUACACUGAAAAGCAUAUUCAAUCAUUUUGUUUACUGAUCAUCAGACGUCUCAAUAGCUUUGAGUUGGCUUCUCGCAAGUUAAAAUAUGUCUUGUUGUGUUACACUUUUGUCUACUCGUUAUUAGGUAAUGGAGACAUUUUCCUUGGGCUUAUCGUGCGAUCUUACAGUGACAUUUUUGCAGAUUUACUCGCAAUCAUCGGUACUUUUAUUCUUAUUGCUCCUGGAGUCUUUGGUCUUGUUUUCGGGUAUUUAAUCACAGAGCUCGACAAGUUAACAGUGAGACUGCACCGGCUAACCUCUAAAGGCAAUUUUUCAGUUAAAACAAUGAGCAAGGUUAUGGAGAUCAUGGAUCGAGUUGCUGGGCCAUACAAUGGCGUCAAAAUUGGAGACUUUACUACUGUCGAUAAAACCUUCUUCAUAUUGUUCAUCCUGGAAAAUAUAUCAAUUUUGAUGCUAUUCACGGUGAACAUUAGACCCUUGAGUGCAACCUACCGGUAAUGAAAUUGUUCACUAAAACAUUACCAUUACCGGUAAAUCUCGCCGGUUGGUUGUGUUCAUUUACUAAAGCUUUUUCCGAUUACAGUGUUAAAAAUCUCUGAUGUCGUUGUGCCACUAAAAAGAAUAU